Messenger RNA from Myzus persicae (green peach aphid), 611 nucleotides. RefSeq lists its product as uncharacterized. The transcript is spliced from 2 exons. The coding region runs from base 201 to 509 and encodes 102 amino acids. The record is from RefSeq and is a predicted model, not a curated record. NCBI's taxonomy places the organism in Eukaryota, Metazoa, Arthropoda, Insecta, Hemiptera, Aphididae.
GUCAAAUUAGCGCACACUACAUUUUAGCUCGCGACAAUUCAGCGCAAUUUAAAAAUAUCUAAUUGAAAGGAUUUCCGUGUUAUCGACAGCAGAAGUUAUUAUCUAUUGGUGUCAGAUAAUCGAAAUAAUCUGAUAUAGGUAGGUAACUAGUAUAAAAUAAUUGUGCGGUCAGUAUACGUCUUUCAACAUUCAACAACAAAAUGUCUGUACUACAAUAUAUAGCAAGUCAAAGAGGAAAACAAUUAUUAGUAUACAAAAAUUAUAUUCAUAGACAGGACAGGCGAGAUGAAAAUAAAAUAAUUUGGAGGUGCAAUGAAAAUCAAAAGUGCCCAGGACGGGUACAUGUAUCAGAAAAUGAUAUUAUAUUAAAAUAUGUAGACCAUAGUCAUUUAUCAGACGUUGCUAAAAUUCAAGCAAAGAAAACAGUCGAAGAAAUGAAAACUCUUGCUAGAGAAAACAGUUUAACAACUCGUGCCAUUCUUGGAGAAGGCUCUUCACAGGUACAAUAAAAAAAAUAUUAUAAAAAGGGCUCGGAUGUUUGUGCACUUAAAACUGUGCAUGCAUUUAUACACUAAAAAAUUAUGAAAUAUGCAAUCAAAAUAUAUGCUAAA